This is a messenger RNA of Acaulospora morrowiae, 270 nucleotides long. Lineage: Eukaryota; Fungi; Glomeromycota; Glomeromycetes; Diversisporales; Acaulosporaceae. The record is from the annotation of a GenBank genome assembly.
AUGUCUGCAAACAAUAUUCUUUUCUCUAGCGAUUUAAUCUCACCUGAAGUUAAAGCUGCACUACCUGAGGGAUACACCAUUAGACCUUUAGCGAGUGAUGAUUAUGAACGAGGUUUUCUUGAUGUAUUGGCCGUUCUCACUUCUAUUGGGGAAAUCUCGAAAGCACAGUUCCUUGAACGGUUUUACUAUUUGAAAGCACAUAAUCAUGAGUAUUUUACUAUAGUAAUCAUCUCGCCUGAAGAUCGCGUUGUGGGAGCUGGAACAAUCUUU